AUGGAAGUUACUACAUUAUUAACCACAGCAUUGUAUAAACUUCUUAACAUCACGUCAGCUUCAAAAUGUGAUUAUUAUAUUUGGACUCAACAGGAACUUUUGAAUAUCUGUUUAGGUCCGCACAGACAAUCGAACACCAAGCGAACAAAAGUACAUAGCUUAUUGGAUCGAUUAGUUAAAAAAGGACUAAUAAAAUCGAUGAAAACGCAAUCUGAUAAUCAAAAGCAAGAAGUAACAAUUUAUUGGAUCGCUUCUGAUGAUAUUUCCGCUGAAAAUGACAUUAAGGAAGUGGAUCUUGAAUCGAUGUCAACGUCAACUUCUGAACCAGCGGCAAAAAAAAUUUCCCUUGGCAGCAGAACUCCAACAACUCCAACAACUCGAUCAAUGGCCUCUAUAAUAAAUAAAACUCGUGCUAAAUUUUCGGGAAUUUCUCCAAAUUCAACUGCAGUGGCUCAAUCAUUGCAUUCCCCAUUGGGAAAAAGAACUCCUAUAUCAUUAUCAAAAAAAUCAUCAAGUUUUAAAUCUCCAAGUUUUAAAUCUCCAAGUUUUAAAUCUCCAAGUUUUAAAUCCCCAAGUUUAAAAUCUCCAUUAGUUCAAACAUUCCAGAAUCCGGAAAUUAAAGAAUUGAUCGAACAAAAACGACAAUUGGAAAAAGAUAUCGAGAAUGUUAAAGAUAAUAUUCGGAAAAGGAAAUUAUUAUUGACAUAUCAAGAAAAGGAUGAAGAAGCUAAUAAUGAAAAACUCGUAAAAAUCUGGCGAAAAGCUAGUCAAGAAGCUGCAGAAUUUCUAUUUUCAAAGCUUCCCAAACAAUCAUCACCGUCAUUUCUUAAUGAAGCAGGAUUUUCAAAUUCAUGGGGAAAUAAAAAUUGGGGUUGGGAAGAUACAAAUGAAGAUGAUAAAAGAUAUAAGCAAAGAGAAAAUGAAUCAGAUCAAGAGCUUGAAUAUUGUGAUGGUAAUGAAUGUGAAAGGGAUGACACCGAACAAAAAGACACAAUGAAAUAUAUGCUUACAAAGAUGGGAAUUAAUCUAGAUUUAAUCAAAUGGAAUGAAAAUGAUGAGUAUAAGGAAAGUUGUAACCGACCAAUUCCUUGGAAGAAACAAAUUAUUCAAUGUUUUUAUAGAGGAGAUAUCAUAAAACCAAAAUUUUUGACAAUUAGUAACAGACGUAUUCUUAACGAAAAAGGUGCCUACGCACUUUAUCAUGGUAGAAAUUUUAGUACAAAAGCACCGGAUGAAAGUAUCAAUCGCUCAAAAACAUCAGUACUCAAACAAACAAGUGAUCAAACAAGUACUACUUCAUCACCAUCACAAACAUCACCUCCAACAUCAAUUCCUUCAAAAAUACUUCAAGCCUCAUUACAAUUUGUACCAAAAUAUGGAUGGUCAAUUGAAUCAUUAUCACAUGGAGCAAAUUCACUUGGAUUUCCUUCUGUUAGUCAUGGUUUAUUUCCUAGAGGUGGUAUAGAUUUAAUUGAUUAUUUUUUAGAAGAUUCCAGGAGGAAGAUGGUAUCAGAAUUGAAUAAUAAAAUGAAUGGAUUAAAUUUUACUAAACCUUAUAUUAAAAAAUGGCCAGAGGCACUUGCAUUAAUGGCAGAACCAAAGUAUGUGCCAAUGUCAUUUAAGCAUCUUGCAAAAUUGGUUGAUGAUAUGUGGUAUUUGGCUGGUGAUAAAAGUUCAGAUAUGAAUUGGUAUACUAAAAGAGGAAAUCUUGCCAUCAUUUAUUCUUCUACCGAUAGAAGAUUACAAGAUAUUGCUACAUUUGGUAAAGCAAUUAAUGAGAUUAAUAUUUUUGCAGAAUAUGUUAGUAGAUCUUUUAUGGGAAUACUUGCAUCAAAAGGAAUUAAAGAAAUUGAAAAGUUUAAUAAAUAA
Messenger RNA from Diversispora eburnea, 1869 nucleotides. The record is from the annotation of a GenBank genome assembly. NCBI's taxonomy places the organism in Eukaryota, Fungi, Glomeromycota, Glomeromycetes, Diversisporales, Diversisporaceae.